GUAAUCAAGGCUGGAGUGGAAACUACAUGUAAAUGUCAUGGUGUAUCAGGCUCCUGCACUGUUCAAACCUGCUGGCGGCAGCUGUCACCAUUUCAUGAAAUUGGCAAACAACUCAAGCAGAGGUAUGAGACUUCCCUUAAAGUGGGCAGUAUCACCAAUGAGGCAGCAGGAGAAGGGGAUAUCAAUCCUGCCAGGAUGCAACCCUCUUUGGCACCCAGCGAUCAAAUUCCAAGGACAACUGACCUCAUUCACACUGAUGAUUCUCCAAGCUUUUGUCGUAUUAGCAAAUACUCACUGGGCACAUCAGGAAGGAAAUGUUAUAAAGACAAGAAUUGUGAGAGCAUCUGCUGUGGUCGGGGAUAUAACACUCAGAGCCGUGUUGUGACAAGACCAUGUCAGUGCCAGGUUCGUUGGUGCUGCUAUGUGGAAUGCAAGCAGUGUACACAACGAGAAGAGGUCUAUACCUGCAAAGACUAGUGCUGAGCCACCUAUAGUGAUCAAAUUACUGUUAUUGAAAAAUAGCUAUGAGGGUGGGAAAUGAUUUCCUUAUAUUAUCAAGCAGUAGGGAUUCUAAAAGAUUUUUGAAGCGGAUAAAUCAGUGUAAUCAGUUCUAAAAAUACCAAGAACCCUAGUGUGUCUCUCUGGUGUGAAGAACUCCCACUAUGGUCUAAAAUAACCACCCUUAACACAUCAAAAAUAAGAAAAGACAGAUCAAGUGCAGUCAUUGGAAUACAUCCAGACUUUUAUUGGACCAGUAAUUUUUCACAAAUCUUUGAUUCAAAAUGAGAGUAACCAGAUAUAUUUUAAGUAAAACACUUUAAUAUAGUGACAGAUUUAGAGGAAAAAUAAUCAAUAAUUGCAGAGACAAGAGAAAUUGUUUAAUUUAUAUCAGUCUGACAAGAGAUUUAAAAAGAAAUCUCUAAAAUGACUUUGUAUUGUAACAGGGUAUUAAUGAGUUUUUGGGCUUUGUUAUUUGCCACUUUUUCAAGUUUGACCACUAGGCCACACAUGCCAUGUUGGUACUGUGAGGCUUUUGUCCUGGAUUUUUAUUGUUAUUAUAUAUUCUUUAACUUUAAUGGCACAUGACAAGUGCUUUUAAAUGAUGUCACUCCA
Molecule: messenger RNA, 1113 nt
Organism: Polypterus senegalus (gray bichir)
Lineage: Eukaryota; Metazoa; Chordata; Cladistia; Polypteriformes; Polypteridae
Product: protein Wnt-9a-like
Exons: 1
Biological process (GO): cell fate commitment; multicellular organism development; canonical Wnt signaling pathway
Cellular component (GO): extracellular region
Molecular function (GO): cytokine activity; frizzled binding
Source: RefSeq, a predicted model, not a curated record